GGUCUUUGCAGUUACUACCGAUAGGGCUAAUCGAGAAUGCAGAGGUUCCGUCCUAUCUCAGCUGCCUUCCUCCGCCUCGCUGUAGAAGUACAGAUGAAGAUCAACCACUACCUACACCUUUACAACCAUCGCUAUCAACAGAAACAAGUUCAGAACAGCUCCUGCGCCUAGGUGAGGACGUUAGCGGGUUCUCAACUCCCAAUCAGCCGGAGCAGAUGGUACUUUAUGAUCCUAAGCACUGUUUGAAGUAUGAACGGAAACGAUCUGGUCCAUUUGAGGGAAUGCUUGUAAGUGAUGGGAACUCCAUCAAAAUAGGCGGUGAGGAAUUCGUCGAGUACCACGUCCUAGCUAAGUUGGAAAUCGUUUGGGACUAAAAACAUCCUACGGCUCCCGGGUCAAAUGGUUGGGUCGCCUGGAAGAUUGGUAGUGGC
This is a messenger RNA of Microdochium trichocladiopsis, 431 nucleotides long. RefSeq lists its product as uncharacterized. The transcript has a single exon. NCBI's taxonomy places the organism in Eukaryota, Fungi, Ascomycota, Sordariomycetes, Xylariales, Microdochiaceae. Bases 216 to 374 code for a protein of 52 amino acids. The record is from RefSeq and is a predicted model, not a curated record.